This is a messenger RNA of Anopheles stephensi (Asian malaria mosquito), 792 nucleotides long. RefSeq lists its product as uncharacterized. Lineage: Eukaryota; Metazoa; Arthropoda; Insecta; Diptera; Culicidae. The coding region runs from base 1 to 792 and encodes 263 amino acids. The record is from RefSeq and is a predicted model, not a curated record. The transcript has a single exon.
AUGCCUGCGCAUUCGACAGUGUUAGCAUCGCGACGAACGAUUCUGCUAGCUGCUCUGGUGCUGUACGAGCAAUUUGUGCACGAAUACGAUGCUGAACGGGAUGCCGUAGAGGUGGAGGUUCGGUUGGGCAGGUUUGAGAAGCUAUCCAAGGAUUGGGAAAGCAUCCAGCAGCAGCUCGAAGACCAGACGAGCAAUGCCGAAGAAAUUGUACAUAAUGCUGCACUCCGCGAGGACUUUGAGGCGAGAGUGAUUCGCGUUCAAUCCGCGUUAAAACGGGAAUGGAAGGAAAUAUCCCGCCUACAGAAUGCGCAGCCAAGGCCGGGUGGCAACCCGCUGCAAGGCAUAAAACUGCCCACCAUUGCACUCCCGGAGUUCGAUGGUGACUAUAUGCAAUGGCUGACCUUUAGGGACACUUUCGAGUGCCUCAUCCACCAAAACGACGAUUUACCAGCCAUUCAAAAAUUUCAUUACUUGCGCGCUGCUGUCAAGGGAGAAGCUGCUCAAGUGAUCGAAGCGAUCACGAUUAGUGCAUCCAACUACGAUCUCGCUUGGAGAAUGCUGACGGAGAGAUACUCAAAUGAGUACCUAUUAAAAAAGCGUCACCUGCAAGCGAUGUUCGGCAUUGCACCGGCCAAGAAGGAAAGUGCGUCGACCCUGCAUCAGCUGGUCGAUGAGUUCCAGCGCCACAAAAAAACGCUGGACCAUUUGGGUGAAGACACCAACACAUGGAGCAGCAUUUUAGAACACCUCCUGUGCACUAAUCUGCCUGUAUCCACCUUGCGUGAUUGGUAG